This is a messenger RNA of Microthlaspi erraticum, 1404 nucleotides long. The record is from the annotation of a GenBank genome assembly. NCBI's taxonomy places the organism in Eukaryota, Viridiplantae, Streptophyta, Magnoliopsida, Brassicales, Brassicaceae.
AUGAACAUGAAGCUGUCAAAGGAAAGUGAUGGAAGCAGAGAACCAUUGGUUCACAAGGAUACGGCUGAAUCAAAACCGGAGCAGCCAUGGAUGGUUUAUCUCAGCACAUUUGUUGCAGUUUGUGGCUCUUUUGCGUUUGGUUCUUGUGCUGGAUACUCUUCACCUGCUCAGGCUGCAAUUAGGAAUGAUGUUUCUCUGACUAUAGCUGAGUUUUCACUCUUCGGCUCUUUACUGACUUUUGGUGCUAUGAUCGGCGCUAUCACAAGCGGGCCUAUAGCUGAUUUAAUUGGAAGAAAAGGGGCGAUGAGAGUUUCUUCUGCGUUCUGUGUGGUCGGGUGGCUAGCAAUCUUCUUUGCCAAGGGAGUAGUGCCACUGGACCUCGGUAGACUAGCAACAGGAUACGGAAUGGGAGCAUUCUCCUAUGUGGUACCAAUUUUUAUAGCGGAAAUUGCACCUAAAACCUUCCGAGGAGCUCUAACCACACUUAAUCAGAUUAUGAUCUGCACCGGAGUGUCAGUUUCCUUCAUUAUAGGCACAAUAGUCACGUGGAGAGUGUUAGCACUAAUAGGAAUCAUCCCAUGCGCUGUCUCCUUUCUUGGUCUCUUUUGUAUCCCUGAGUCUCCAAGAUGGCUGGCAAAGAUGGGGCGUGAUACAGAGUUUAAAGCUGCACUGAGGAAGCUCCGUGGGAAGAAUGCUGAUAUAUCAGAGGAGGCAGCAGAGAUUCAGGAUUAUAUCGAAACUCUGGAAAAGCUUCCGAAAGCCAACAUGCUGGAUUUGUUUCAGAGGAGAUACAUACGCUCUGUUCUUAUAGCAUUCGGGUUGAUGGUGUUUCAGCAGUUUGGAGGAAUCAACGGGAUCUGUUUCUACACAAGCUCUAUAUUUGAGCAAGCAGGUUUCCCCACAACACUUGGGAUGAUAAUAUAUGCUGUUCUUCAGGUGGUAAUCACUGCGCUUAACGCACCAAUAGUUGACAGAGCCGGAAGAAAGCCAUUGCUACUGGUUUCUGCAACAGGGUUAGUGAUAGGCUGUUUGAUCACAGCGGUCUCGUUCUAUCUCAAGACUCACGACAUGGCACCUAAAGCAGUCCCAGUCCUUGCUGUCGUUGGUAUAAUGGUGUACAUAGGAUCUUUUUCAGCAGGAAUGGGAGCAAUGCCAUGGGUCGUCAUGUCUGAGAUAUUUCCGAUAAAUAUAAAAGGAGUAGCAGGAGGCAUGGCGACACUAGUGAACUGGUUUGGAGCUUGGGCUGUUUCUUACACUUUCAACUUCCUCAUGUCUUGGAGCUCUUAUGGAACUUUCAUCAUUUACGCUGUGAUCAAUGCGUUGGCCAUCGUCUUUGUCAUCGUUGUGGUGCCUGAAACUAAAGGGAAGACUUUGGAGCAGAUUCAAGCUGUGGUUAAUCCAUAG